This is a messenger RNA of Toxorhynchites rutilus septentrionalis, 3871 nucleotides long. RefSeq lists its product as uncharacterized. The record is from RefSeq and is a predicted model, not a curated record. The coding region runs from base 1358 to 2335 and encodes 325 amino acids. Lineage: Eukaryota; Metazoa; Arthropoda; Insecta; Diptera; Culicidae. The transcript has 6 exons.
CCAUCCCACAACGGUGGAAAAUUUCUGCGCGAGAGGAAAUUGCCAAACAAAUCGGCAUCGAGCAACGCGGCGCAGAAAAGCGAACACAGCGGAGAAAAGGUCUCUCCCGCGCGCAAACCCGAGAUACCAUACACAACCCGAGAUGGAAACUGCUCCUUGCUGCGAAUGGGAAAGCACAUAAUUUUCACCCGACCCAAGGAUCAGUUUGGUGCCGACAAUCAUCGGAAGGACCGAAGGAUUCGCGUCGCGCUCGAUUUGCCAACAAUUGUUGUCCAUGGCAGCAGCAGCAGCAGCAGCAAAAGGUGGUGUGUGGAACAGUGGAACAUUGGCCAAACGCUAGGGAAGGCGAACGGCGAACGGAACCUGCAAAGCGUGGAAAAACGCUAAGGCCCAUUGUAUCCUGAUCAUCGGUAGUGGCCAGCAAAGUGCACACCGAGGCAGGAAAAUCGAUAUUCUCGUUUUGUGCUCCUGUGCUAGCCUGUGCGUUUCUUUACCUUUUUUUCGUUAUUAUGUUGCUCCAUUUUCUUGGUGAUUACAAGAGGAUGCGUGCGAUUGGGUCUGUUUCCUAAGCGGAACAUGAAUUCCGGCAAAAGGAUGACUGAGGGAGAAGCGUAGAGACGAAAUGGUGAUAAACCUGGAUUAUGAUUCGCGAAAAAUGGUGCGAGUCACAGUCGGAAGCGAAUGUUUCUGAACGAGAAGAAUGUGCAACCAUUCGGCGAAAGAAAAACAUUUUUUUCUGUGGGGAUUAAUUCCAGCUUCGAUUUUCGCCUGUUUGAGGGAAGGAUUAUCGCUUCCGGAUCGAAUGAGUGAUGCGAAUACUUUGUUUUCGCCGUCGCUCGAAUUGUUUAUAGUGCUGAAUGGUAGCAUUCGGCGCAAAAGUUUGUGAUUUCGUAAUCAGAUUAAGUGCGCAAUACGGCUCAUCGUCGUGAUAUAUAGUUUCGAAGCAACACGAAGAAGGAAAAGCCCUUUCCAACGAUGUGGUGGAUUCAAGUUGCGAGCUAAGGAAGAUUUCCGCGUGCGUGGGUGGUGGUGAGUGCGGAGAAGAAAUACUGCAAAGCAACUCGCGUGACUAAGCAAAAGAUAACACGCAAGGAAAACGUUUCCCAGAGUGCCAGUGGGGCGUGAAGUGGUGAGAAGAGGAUGUUUCGUGCAAAGGAAGAAGAAAAAAUGAAGCGUAUUAGCUGGUGCCGCUCGAAAAUAUACCAGUCGGAAGGUGUUUAACGAGGGAAAAGGGCAGGCAAAGGAUUUCACGAGUUACACAAUAUCGGCCACUCCUCCACCUACUACUACUACUAUCCUAUACGGACUGCGGACCGGUCGGAACGACGCGGAAGUCGCUGCCACUACCGUAACGGAAAUGGAAUUCAUGCAAAGGAAUAUAAUCAUAUCGCUUUUGAUCUUCGUCUUCGGGCUGGCAAAAGACAUCUGCUUCUGCCUGCGCCUGACGGAGGUGCGAAUACCGAACCAUGUGGCCAAAAACAGCACCGUCCAGCUGGAAUGCCAUUUCGACCUGAACGGUGAGGCCCUCUACUCGGUCAAGUGGUACAAAGACGGCAACGAGUUCUACCGAUAUGUUCCUAGAGAUAAUCCGCCGGCUCAGUUUUUCGUCCUGACGGGAGUAUCAGUCGAUCUGCUAAAUUCAACCGAGAAUCAGAUAGUGCUAAAUAAUGUGACUCUGGCCUCGUCUGGGCGAUAUCGCUGCGAGGUAUCAGCAGAAGCGCCCUCGUUCCAGACGGUCUCCAGCCACGGGGACAUGGUAGUGGUCGCCCUGCCGGACACAGACCCAAAAAUCACCGGCGGCAAACCUCGCUAUCAAAUUGGUGACAUGGUCCGGGUCAACUGCACCUCCGGACGCUCGAAACCGGCUGCCAAGCUGACGUGGUUCAUCAACGGCGAGGUGGCCGAUCAGACCGCGCUGCGUCGCUACGACACUGUGAUAACCGGGAGAGAAGGCCUAGAGACUACCAUUUUAGGAUUAGAGUUCCGAGUCAGGCUGCGGCAUUUCAAGCGUGGUGAUAUGAAGCUGAAGUGCGUUGCAACGAUAGCACACGUGUACUGGAAGAGCAACGAGGAGAGUGUGGAGGGGGACAAACAACCAAAACCACCGGCGCUCGAGUCCAAAGAGACGCUUCAUCCCAACGGAUCCCGAGCGGAUCGACAAGAAAGCAACUCGAGCUCCAGUAACCACCGGCGGAGAUUUAUGGCAAGUACUUCUGCUGCUACAAAUGUGCUGCUACUGCUCCUGGUGCUGCUCAACUCGACUUCGUCCUCGUCGACACUGUCUGCGGUCCUGCCGGGGCCGGGGAGCUGGGGACGAUCCUCGAUCAGAAGAUAACUCUAUCCCACGGAGCGGAAACCAUCGGAAGCCCGCUGCCUGCCAGCAGGGGGAAUCACGUAUCUUAGUGGCUUUUAUAUUGCGUUUUAGAUUUUAAUAAAGAAGUAACCUCCCCCAAACACUUUUUAGAUUAAAUUGAAUGCCAAAGAUAUAAAAGAAGCUGUAAAUUUUGUGAGCUUACAACGAAUGGAUGUGGGAGUGGGUGAGACUGCCAAUGCGUGAGUGAGUGAAACAGAAAAAGAAAAUUGUCAGUAAGACAUCGAGUGCCAGAAGCUGAAAAAGUGUAUAUCACAUAGUGAGAUACAGAUCCUGUAAAUAAAUGUAAAAUUUGUUUCUAAGUUUUAAUCGGUAGGAUCCAAUGAAGCAUAGAUGCAAGCUACGAGAAAAAGUCUAACUUAAGUUGCUAAUUUAGAGGAAAUUUUAGACAACACAAGGUUGAUAACAUCGAUCAUUAAAGCGGUCUACUCGCAAUUAAUACAUGUCAAUUUUAAGAGAAAAAAAAUCAAGUUAAAGAGAAAAGGGAAGAGGAAAAGUGUUUCCAUGAUAAAACAAAAAAUCAGUAUUACUUAUCGUUAAACUAUACUAACACACAAACGAAAGAAAACACAGAAAACUGAAACAAACUAAUUCGUCAUAUCAGGUGUAAUACGCAUAAACACUCACAACAAAAAAAACUUUUUAAAUAACUUAUUUAUGUGAAGAAAAUUUCGCUCUUGAACUUUAACAUAUUUAUGGGAAGAAAAAAAACAAAGUAAAGUUGUCUACUCGAAUUCAAUGUAUUUUUUAAGAAACAAAAUAUCAAAUCUCCUUUGUUCCAAUCGCAAUAAGUUCAAACCCACAGCCCCCAACUCACUCUAAACACAUCAGUAUUAAAAAGCAAAUCGAAACUCUAUCAUCUCUAGAACAAUUAAAGAAAAAUCAAAUAUCCAAACGCAGCAACGCAGCAGCGCGACGCAAAUCAGGCUAACGACCAGCGACAUAAACAUGAAUUGCCCAUAUCAGAAACAUCACCCCGCAGGAAAAUGUAUCCUCAGAAAAAAAACACAUCAUUCGCUCCGCAAACACACACACACACACAUUCGUGUUCCUCAGAGGGCAAAUUUUAACGAACAAACAAAAACAUACAUAAAUGAUAAUGGUGCAUGCUGAUGGCCCCCUUUACGAAAUCAAAGAACAGAGUCAAAGAAUCUCCCGCAAAUGAAUGUGAUUUUUAGUAACUGAAAAGAACAUAAAUAGUAAUAGAAGACGGAAAAAAAUAUUGUUUCAAGCAAGCAAACCAAUUAAGACAACGCCAGAGCGCCAGAGUCUGUUUCCAGCUUCGUCGGAGCACAAUUAGUGAUGAUUUUAUUUCAGUUGAAACAAAGUGUGAGUUCGUUUGUUAGGAGAGGGGGAGAAACAAAUUCGAAUGUUGAUUGUUAUCGAAAUGGAAAAUUGGAUUUUUUUUGGAUUAAUAAUGAAAGAGAUUAGAAGAAGAAAAAAAAUCGAACGCACGAACGGUUAUUAUUGUAAAUAAUUUUCAUAUGACCCAGAUACGAU